GCAGUUUGAAUGAAACGCAAGCGAUGUGGUCAGCAUGAAGAAACUAAUGUCCGUGGGCGUGGAAUAGAGUUUGGUUGGUGCAAGGAGUCUGGAUUACCAGGCAAAUGUCUGACAGUAGUACCUAAAACAGUCAGUAUAGUAUGAAGAUAAGCAGAAACUGCUUCUUCAAUAAAAAUACCCGAUCACGCUUGUAGGCGAUGUCAUGUUGUCUAGCUAAACUCAGAUACAUAUAAUGGAGUCUUUAACAGUCGUCUCGGGCCGAACUGCAUAUGUUGCAUAGUUGUUUUUGACUAAAAACAAAACAUGUUCAGCCACAUAAAGGUUUGGCUCGAAACUAGGCUGUGCCUUUAGAUUUCGAGAAAAUUAAAAACUAAGGAAAGAAUGUUUUGCUUAUCUCAUUGACUUCUCUAAUCCCAAACCUCGGCCUGGUAAUCGUGGAAUGCUUGCGAAGCAUUCCCGGAAGUCUUGUGAUGUUGCACGUCUGGGUUUAGAAACUCAAGUAGAACUGUUUACAGUAUUUAUUUAGUAGGCUAUACAUCAAAUAAUAUAAGUGCAAGGGUCUCUUUUGUCUACAAAUUGGCUAAGAAUUUAGACAUUUUGACAUUCCAAGUCUAAUGUUUGUGUAAACAUGCAAGGUUAUUGUAGGAUAGAAUAAAAUGUAUCUAGUCCCCAUAGGCUCAAUAUGCUAGUCAAUACUGAAUAAAUAUGUUUCAGUUUUUUCCCAUUAUGAAAAUGUAUUUAGAAAUAGAAAGGAUUGAUAUUAUAGCCAAAACAUGUAGAGCCUAUCUGGCAACAGUUAAAUGAUCAUGCUGUAGACCAAGAAGAGGCUUAUGAGCUUUGUUGGUCACUUGACUUCACAAACAAUGAGGUCUUUAUGAUCAAAGAGGGAAAUUGCCUCACUAAUGAAAAUGGGUGAAAUCCCAUAUUUCCAUAUUAUAUUCUACCGCUUAUUAUUAUUAUUAUUUUUGUACAUCAAAAUAAUGGACAGUCAACCUCAGUGGAGAGUGCAAUUUCUUAACUUGUUUCACAUCAGCUUGAGGUGAAUGUACUGCAUAGGCCUACUGGUAGCACAGAGUAAAAUAAUGUUGAUGUGUGCUGUCAAACGCCCUAGUGAUAAUUAUACAGCAUAGGCCUACUGGUAGCACAGAGUAAAAUAAUGUUGAUGUGUGCUGUCAAACGCCCUAGUGAUAAUUAUACAGCAUAGGCCUACUGGUAGCACAGAGUAAAAUAAUGUUGAUGUGUGCUGUCAAACGCCCUAGUGAUAAUUAUACAGCAUAGGCCUACUGGUAGCACAGAGUAAAAUAAUGUUGAUGUGUGCUGUCAAACGCCCUAGUGAUAAUUAUACAGCAUAGGCCUACUGGUAGCACAGAGUAAAAUAAUGUUGAUGUGUGCUGUCAAACGCCCUAGUGAUAAUUAUACAGCAUAGGCUACAAUGGAGUCACACAUUAGAAAUGCUGUGUGCCCUUGGCUGUUACCAGGCCAUAAAGAGCCUAGGUUUUUUAAUCCAUAAGUAGUUUGCAGUUGCCUAACUUUCAUUAAUGGUGCCUAUUGAAUGUUCUGGCUCAAUUAACCAAACAUGGAUAGUAAUGAAGAGUCUGCAGAAUUAAAGAAAAGGGUAGGCAUAACAGAUUUUCUUUAUUUAUUGAUAUAAUGACAAAUAAAAAAAAUAGCCUGUUUGAUGAUGAUAUCCACACAGAAUGGAUUAUCUGUAACCGGUGUGUGAGAGAGGAAUGCCUUUCACACAGUCAUAAUCAAUGGUUGCUGUGUAAAGAGUGCAGAAUUAACUUAGACUGUAAUUCGAUGUUAUGCUCAGACGAUGGGACACUGAUUAAAACAGCUGAUCAAUUGUAUUAUAAUCAGUAUAUUUACUGCGCAUCAACCACAUUCUCGAACGGCACUCUGCUUAAGGAUGAGUACGUUAGAGCAAACUUUGCACUUGUAAGAUAAAUGCAUUUUGCUUGACAGCAAAAUCUAUAGAUUAAACAAAGUACAGGACUCAAAAUGACUAAAAGAGAUACGGAAUAUCAACCUCUGCUUGAAGGUAUCACGGAAACAAAACAGAAAAUUAAGUGUCCUAACACAUCCCUUCUACUGGCAAUUUGUGCAGCUUGCAUCGGAGGAACCUUUCAAUAUGGUUAUAAUAUUUCGAUCAUCAAUUCCCCCACCAAGUCUGUGCAGAAUUUCAUCAACCAAACCUGGCUGGAGCGCUAUGAAGAGAACAUCUCAGAGCAAUACCUCACUCUACUGUGGUCCAGCAUCGUGUCCAUUUUCACAAUAGGUGGAUUUAUUGGCGCGACUAUUGGUGGAACACUGGCUAUUAAAUUUGGGAGAAAAGGGACACUGAUGAUGAACAAUGCAUUUGCCUUACUGGCUGCUCUGUUGAUGGGCCUGAGCUAUCCCACUGGAUUAUUUGAACUGCUCAUAAUUGGACGAUUUUUCACAGGAGUAAAUGCGGGCAUUGGCAUUUGCGUUCAGCCACUGUAUCUGGGGGAAAUCGCUCCAAGGGCACUUCGUGGCGCCAUGGCGAUGGGGACCUCUAUUUUCAUCACUGGGGGCAUCCUUACUGGACAGGUGAUUGGGCUUAAUGAGCUCCUGGGUAAAGAAGAGUACUGGCCCAUCCUACUCUCCACCACCUGUAUCCCAGCGUUCCUGCAGCUCCUCAUACUACCCUGGUUCCCAGAGAGCCCUCGCUACCUGCUAAUCGACAGAGGGGAUGACGUUGGAUGUGGAACCGCGAUGAAGCAACUCCACGGCACAGAUAACUUUGACCGCGAGCGGGAGGACAUGGAGAGGGAGAGGAUCAGUGCUAUGGGGAUCAAACCCAAAAAGCCCUGGGAGCUGUUCAUGGACCGCAGCCUCCGCUGGCAAGUUCUCACCAUCAUCCUGAUCAAUGCCGCCCAGCAGCUCAACGGCAUCAACGCUAUUUAUUUCUAUACAGAUUAUGUGUUUGAGGAGGCUGGAAUUCCAGAGGUUAAUAUACCCUACGUAACUGUGGGCACAGGAGCCUGUGAAUGCCUCACUGCCCUUACCUGUGGCAUGCUGAUCGAAUCUCUGGGACGAAAAGUGCUUAUCAUCGGAGGGUACACCCUUAUGGCUUUCUGGUGUAUUUGCUUCACUCUGACCCUCACCUUCCAAGGAGCAGGCCCAUGGAUACCUUAUCUUAGUAUGGGAUGUGUCUUUGCUUUCAUACUGAGCUUUGGCAUGGGACCAGGUGGUGUGACAAACAUCUUGAUCACAGAGUUAUUCACACAAACCACACGGCCUGCUGCGUACAUGAUCGGAGGGUCCGUGAACUGGCUCAGCUUCUUCUUCAUUGGCAUGGCGUUUCCAUUUAUUGUGACUAAGUUGCAACAGUAUUGUUUCCUGGUGUUCUUGGUUGUUUGUGUCUUGGUGGCUGUAUACAUAUUCCUGGUAGUCCCCGAGACGAAGAACAAAACCUUCCUGGAGAUCCAAACAGAGUUCCAGUCUGGAGAAAAGAGGAAGGCUUCCAAAGCUGACCACAGCCCAAGUACAACGUUGUUGUCAACCCCUCUGUGAAACACAGCUUCCAGUGUUUGCUGCAAAUGUGUACCACACUAGGAAUAUCUCGCUGUCAUAUGGAUUUUUUUUAAGUUCCAGAAUGUUCAUUCUUUAUCAGGGAUCGUGAUUUUGAAGAGUAGACAUUAUGAUAACUGGAACACAGGAAACAACAUAUACUGGUCAUUUGGUAUUAGCUGCUCAGGAUUAUAUUAUAAGAAUUUUACUGGAAAAUGAUUUGACAUUCGAUCUAUAUCUGUAAACAUCUGCCAAUUAACCUUUUGAAUUAAUAAAAUACAUUUUGAGAUGA
Messenger RNA from Oncorhynchus keta (chum salmon), 3826 nucleotides. Its product is annotated as solute carrier family 2, facilitated glucose transporter member 11-like. Bases 2002 to 3537 code for a protein of 511 amino acids. The record is from RefSeq and is a predicted model, not a curated record. Gene Ontology annotation, biological process: monosaccharide transmembrane transport. Lineage: Eukaryota; Metazoa; Chordata; Actinopteri; Salmoniformes; Salmonidae. Gene Ontology annotation, molecular function: hexose transmembrane transporter activity. Gene Ontology annotation, cellular component: membrane. The transcript has 12 exons.